This is a messenger RNA of Dibothriocephalus latus, 435 nucleotides long. The record is from the annotation of a GenBank genome assembly. Lineage: Eukaryota; Metazoa; Platyhelminthes; Cestoda; Diphyllobothriidea; Diphyllobothriidae.
AUGGACCCGCACAUCGAAGUCUGUGUGCGUGUUCUCCUCGGUAAGACCGGUGAGGCGUCAGCCGCAUUCCUCCGCGGUGAAGUAGCCAUCGCACUGGACGACCUCACACGCUCGGCCAACCCUACACGAUCUCUAUUGGCCCUCCUUCAACACGGUCUAGGACACAAGAAUCCUGCCGUACGUCGACAGUGUGCAAUACAGGUGUGUCAUAUCACUGAGCGCCUGGGCGGUGUGCGUAUUCUGCAGUCUGCAAACUCUGCCAGUCGGGGCACUUCAGGCGGUCUCUCCUCCUGGGGUUCAAUGCAUGCCAUGGGAUCUUCUGUCACCUCCUCCUCCGCCGCCGUCACCGGACCCAAUUCCUCCCAGGUGGUUGCUGAACGUGUCAUCCAUGCACUCGGCCAGUUUCUACUGGACGGUAACCAGGAGACCAGGUGA